UGGCGAUUAGGAUAUUUAUGAAACAUGUCCUGAAAUUACUCGCCUGUUUGACAGAGGAGAGGUGACAGCUGUGUUCAGCGGUUUUAUUGGUUCAUGUUUCUGAAAUCCAGAGAGAGAAAUCCCGCCGGGAAUUAGACGGGUUUUAACCUUAACUUUUUGUCGUAGAACUUGAUAUUUUCAAAUGCUUUUGGGUUGUGGGUUGAAAUUGGCACUUAGUAGUUUUUGAAAAGGAUAACUUAUUAUCUAUCCUAGAAAUACGGAAAAUAGUAAAAAAUGGAUGUCUUGGAAUAUUCUGAUGUUUCUGCUGAAAUUAAAGGAUGCAUGACGCCUGGGAAGCUGAAAAUGACUGACCAAAACAUAGUAUUCAAAAACAGCAAAACGGGCAAAGUUGAGCAAAUUUCAGCUACAGAUUUUGAUGUUGUCAACUUUCAGAACUUUGCUGGAACUUGGGGAAUACGUUUAUUUUUGAAAAAUGGUAUUCUGCACAGGUUUGUAGGAUUCAAAGAUUCUGACAAAGAAAAAAUUGCUAAAUUUUUCUCCAACUCCUAUAAAAUUAACAUGCUAGAGAAAGAACUCAGCACAAAGGGGUGGAAUUGGGGCACUGCCAAAUUUAAUGGAUCUGUUCUGAGUUUCGAUAUAGGCUCUAGUUCUGCUUUUGAAAUACCCCUCAAUCAUGUGUCUCAGUGUACCACAGGAAAAAAUGAAAUAACUAUGGAGUUUCAUCAGAAUGACGAUGCCCCUGUCAGCCUAAUGGAAAUGCGCUUUUUUAUACCUGCCAAUGAGUUGGCUGGCGAUGUUGACCCUGUUGAAGCUUUCCAAAAACAAGUGAUGGAUAAAGCCAGUGUUAUCAAUAUUUCUGGAGAUUCAAUCGCAAUAUUUCGAGAAAUUCACUGUCUUACACCUCGUGGACGAUAUGAUAUCACAGUGUUCCAGUCAUUCUUUCAGCUCCAUGGUAAAACAUUUGAUUAUAAGAUACCAAUGACAACAGUUUUGAGAUUAUUCUUGUUGCCACACAAAGAUAGUCGCCAGAUGUUUUUUGUUGUGAGUUUGGAUCCACCCAUAAAGCAAGGUCAGACUAGGUACCACUUCUUGGUGUUUUUAUUCAAUCAAGAGGAUGAAUCGUCCAUUGAAUUACCAUUCACAGAGGAAGAGCUGAAAGAAAAGUUUGAAGGUAAAUUGAAGAAGGAGCUAAGUGGGCCUACUUAUGAAGUUAUAGGUAAUGUUAUGAAGCAUGUUAUUGGCCGAAAACUCACUGGCCCAGGAGGAUUUAUUGGACAUACUGGCACUCCUGUGAUAAGUUGUUCUUUCAAAGCUGCUGCAGGCUUUCUUUACCCACUGGAAAGAGGUUUUAUAUACGUUCACAAGCCACCUAUUCAUAUCCGUUUUGAAGAAAUAGCAUCUGUCAAUUUUGCAAGAAGCGGUGGAAGCACUAGAUCCUUUGAUUUUGAAGUUGAAGUAAAGUCUGGCACCGUACAUACAUUCAGCAGCAUUGAGAAGGAGGAAUAUGCCAAACUCUUCGAUUUCAUUACAUCUAAGAAGCUCAAUAUCAAAAAUAGGGGUAAAAAUGACAAGGCAUCUUACAAAGACGAUUUUGGUGGAUCUGAUGAUGAAGAUGCACCUGAUGCCUAUCUGGAGCGUGUUAAAGCAGAGGCCCAAGAAAGAGAUGAUGAUGAUCAAAGUGAUGAAGAUGAGAGUACUGAUGAAGAUUUCAAUCCUAAUCAAGCUGAAAGUGAUGUGGCUGAGGAAUUCGAUAGCAAUCAUAGUAGCUCUUCAGAAGAUGAAGAAGAAGGAGGUGAUGGAUCAGACAGCGGGAAAAAAGAAAAAAAAGAAAAGAAAGAAAAGAAAAAAACGAAAACUGUUUCUGAAAAACCCAGGAAAAAACGUGAAAAGAAAAACGUUGAUGAGAACAAACCUAAAAGGGCCACAACAGCUUUCAUGCUUUGGUUGAAUGAUGCCAGAGAAAAAAUAAAAAAAGAUAAUCCAGGGUUGAAGGUGACAGAAAUCGCAAAGAAAGCAGGAGAAAUAUGGAGGGAACUCAAAGAUAAGUCUGAAUGGGAAGCAAAGGCCAAAAAGGACAAGGAAAGGUAUGAUAAAGCGAUGGAUGAAUAUAAAGCUUCAGGUGGUGGUAGCAGUAGUUCCAAUAAAAAAUCUUCAGAAAAAAAAUCCUCAGAGAAAAAGCCUCAGUCAAAAAGAGCUCCGUCACCAAAAGCUAACGAAGCUAAAAUUAAGAGUAAAGAAUUUAUUGAAGAUUCUGAUAGUGAUUCCGAUGGAGAUACAAAGAAAAAGGUAAAUAAGAGGAAGAAGGAAAGUGAUGAUGAAAAAGAAAAGAAAAAAUCUAAAAAAAGUUCUGAUAGUGAAGAUGAUGAAUUGAAAAAAGAUAAAUCUGAUGGUCAGGGCGAUGAGAAAAAAACACAGGAAUCUAAAAAGAAGGGAUCAGAGGCCAAGGAAGAAAAAUCUAAAACAAAAAAGAAAGACUCUGAAGAUGAAGAUAUAGAAGAAGAAGAAGAAAUUGAAGACACACCCCCUUCAAGUGAAGCUGAUGAUAGUGAUUAGGUAUAAAAUAAUCUGAAUGUUGAUGAAAUAUUUACUAAGAAAUAAAAGAAAAUUUAAUAUUGA
Molecule: messenger RNA, 2616 nt
Organism: Leptinotarsa decemlineata (Colorado potato beetle)
Lineage: Eukaryota; Metazoa; Arthropoda; Insecta; Coleoptera; Chrysomelidae
Gene: Ssrp
Product: Structure specific recognition protein
Biological process (GO): regulation of chromatin organization
Cellular component (GO): FACT complex; nucleus
Molecular function (GO): DNA binding; histone binding; nucleosome binding
Source: RefSeq, a predicted model, not a curated record